This is a messenger RNA of Parastagonospora nodorum SN15, 576 nucleotides long. RefSeq lists its product as hypothetical. The record is from RefSeq and is a predicted model, not a curated record. Lineage: Eukaryota; Fungi; Ascomycota; Dothideomycetes; Pleosporales; Phaeosphaeriaceae. Bases 1 to 576 code for a protein of 191 amino acids. The transcript is spliced from 2 exons.
AUGGCCUCGUCGGCCCCCAGCAUUGCAUCGCCUGCUGGAGGCGCUGCCAAAUCAAGCCGUGCUCAGCUAUCACUGCACUUAGCCCCCGGCCGCCCUGCAUCCACCACCACAACUCUCCGCUGCCGUCGCCUCAACAACACCAUGCAGCUUCAUGCUGUGCUCGGAGCGACGCUUAUCGCUAUCGUCGCAUCCUCAGCGCGCUCACCCUCGAUCCAUGUCGAAACCAUGAUCCCGUUGCGGCUGCGGCGCUAUUCUGAGAAUGGCUUUUUCCCCUGGUCGCAUUUUGCCAUUGAUGAAUCGCCCCUGGCCGGUUCGCAGCUCGCCUUGGCAUAUUCAGCACGCAUGCCAAGCGCUGCCAUUGGUGCGAUCGGCCUCCAGAACGCGCGGCCUUGGGGACGCGGGCAGGCCUCCCACGCAAAGGGAAUGGUUCGCCUCGCCAUUUGGCCCAUUCGAGAUCGUCGGCCCUCCAAAAAUAAUGCCCGCCAGCUAGAAGCCAUGUCGCACAGCAGCCGCCAGCUCCACCACGAUUAUUGGCGCACUGUCGGCAGCAUGCGAGUCCAACGGCGCAGACUUUAA